AUGGCUACCCCUAGUGUCGUUAUCUUUGAUGCCGAGGGUCGUGCUCUUGACUUUGAGGUCUGGAUUGAUAACCUCCAGCUGUUCCUACAGUGCGAUAGGGCAGACAGACUCUCCCUGUUCGAUCUCACCUCUGGUGCCUCUCCUGCCCCGCCUGCUACUGCUGACAGCACUGUUCGUGCACAGUGGGCCACACGCAAUGCUGCUGCCUGUCUUGCUGUGCAUUGCCACUUACCGACUACUGAGCGUGCACACUUUUGCCAUCGGUCGGCGCUACGUCUGCCCCUAGCAGGAGACGCCGCACCGGCAAGGGCAAGGGGGGCAAGGGCGUUGGAGGGGCUGGCUGGGGCGGUGGAGGUGGUGGUGGAGGUAGUGGAGGGGGUGGGGGUGGUGGUGGGAGUGGUGGUGAGGGUGGAGGUGUCGGUGGCAGCAGUCGAGGCGGAGGAGGCGGCGGUGGUGGCGGAGGGAGCGGAGGCGGAGGGGUAG
This is a messenger RNA of Closterium sp. NIES-65, 483 nucleotides long. Lineage: Eukaryota; Viridiplantae; Streptophyta; Zygnematophyceae; Desmidiales; Closteriaceae. The record is from the annotation of a GenBank genome assembly.